UUCUCACUAUGGUGAAGCAUCGCGUCAGAACUGUUGCUUUUGCUGUUCAUUGUGCUCCUGCUAACCAACACGUGUUAUCAUUUUGCUAACCAAAUAACUAUCAAAUAUUAAUAUUUUGAUAGUGUAGACUACAGUAAAUUAUCAGAUUCCAUUAAAUUUAUAUGGAUGUCGUGGCAACGACUUACCUGAUGUAUGUUCGCCGCAGUAAGUUAACGGUGGUAGAAGCAACAGCAGCGGUAGCUGUCGGCGGAGAGGAGAAGCUGCGCUUACCUGUUGCGACAGCAGUGAGGCGAGCAUGCCCGACUAUAAACGCAUGACUCACCGACGACAUCGGGCGCGCCGCCGACAAAGCACACAAAGCUACUACUAUACAUGGUCGUUAAAAAAAACCAUAAUCGAAAUUCCUUCUAGUCCUCUUAUCGACAAUCAUGCUUAGUCCAAAAAUGCAAAGAAAUGUGAGAGUGAAUGAAUCCCAGCUGGUGAUGCUUUCGGAAAAAGCCCAGUUCGAUCACACGGUAGCCGGAUAUUUGCAUAAGCGCACUGCCGACUCGACUAAGUGGCAGAUUCGCUAUUUUGUACUCUAUCAGAAUUUGCUUUUUUACUACGAAAAUGAAGCUUGCAUUCGACCUAGUGGGGUCAUAUUGCUGGAGGGAUGUUACUGUGACCGUUUAAUCACAGCAAAGGGCAAAGAUCCCGAUAAACAGAUGUGUUUCGCUAUAUCGUACAGAAGGGAAAAUCAGCGCCAGUAUGAACUAAAAUCACCGACACAAGCAGAUUGUAAUAUGUGGAUAGAAGCAAUAAGAGAAGCUAGCUUUAACAAAAUGCUUCUUCAGAAAGAAGAACUUCAACAAAAGCAUUUACAUCUGCUACAAAUUAUUGAAAGUGAGAAAACAGCAAAAUGGCAGUAUACGCAACAGUGUGAAGAGCUUACGUCCGAGAUCAAGAAACUUCGUACUGAGUUGUGUGCUCUAAAGAAAGAACUUCGCCCAAACAUAACAGGUGCCUAUGCAAAUCAUGGAAAUUUUCAAAAAAGAAGAACAAGUUGCAAUAACAAUCCAAGUUUGUUAGGAGGACAUCUGGAUUCAAGCUUUAACUUUGUGGGCGAAGAUCAUCACACUGGAUUCAGAGAUAUUGAAGAAGGAAGCAUCGAAAUGCAGAAAAUUAAAAAAGUACAAAGCUUUUUUCGGGGCUGGUUAUGCAGACGUCGAUGGAAGCAAAUCGUCGAACAAUACAUUAAAAGCCCACAUGCUGAAAGCAUGAGAAAAAGAAAUAGCUUAGUAUUUAAAAUGGUGGAAGCGGAAGAGGAAUAUACGGAACAAAUGGAAGUACUAGUCAGUUGUUUUUUAAGGCCAUUGAAAAUGGCAGCAAGCUCAAAAAAUCCUCCGUGCAGUCAUGAGGAUGUUAAUAGUAUUUUCUUAAAUAGCGAGACUGUAUUAUUUCUGCAUCAAAUUUUUCUUAAAGGUUUAACUUCACGAAUGGAAAGUUGGCCAACCUUAGUUUUAGGUGAUUUAUUUGAUAUGCUACUCCCAAUGCUAUCAAUUUAUCAAGAGUACGUAAGAAACCAUCAUUACAGUCUUCAAGUACUCACCGAGUGCAAACAAUCGUCGUUGUUUGCCGCGUUAUUGAGUAGACUGGAAAACAAAAGUGCUUGUCAUGGCAGAUCUAUUGAAAAUUUUCUUAUGUAUCCCAUGCACCAGAUUCCGCGUUACAUUAUUACACUACAUGAAUUACUGGCCCACACACCACAUGACCACGUAGAAAGAAAAAGUCUUCAAAAUGCUCGCCAACAACUUGAAGAUCUUUCCAGACAAAUGCAUGACGAGGUUAGUGAAACAGAAAAUUUACGUAAAAAUUUAGCUGUGGAAAGAAUGAUUGUUGAGGGCUGUGACAUUUUACUGGACGUUAAUCAAGUUUUUGUACGGCAAGGUACUCUUAUUCAAAUAAUUGAUAAACCAAGGAGAGCACGUAGCCGUUUGAGUGCUACCUUCGGUGUGAAAACCGGAGAGAAAGAGGCACUCAGACAAUGUUUUCUUUUUUCUAAUCAUCUAAUACUGACUACUCGCCAAUCAGAUGAUGACGGUCGUCUGAAUCUAAUUCCACAGAUCGGUAGAAUACCACUUUCUGAUGCUGUUUUGAUAGAAGAUCCAAACGAACAAAAUAUUUCCGAUGACGAUGCAUUAUCGAUAUGUUCUAUGUCAAGUGGGAUCAGUGAAAGUAGCGCUGCUGGAAGUAAUAUGCCAGCUACUACUUUGCCUGUACAGCUUCAAAAUCGUGAUUUUAAAAUUAUAUAUGAUUUAAAAAUAGGCGGAGAAAAUCGUCAAAUUAUUAUACAUCUUGUCGCACCGACAAUGCAGGAAAAAGCAGCUUGGAUAAGUGAUAUAAGCCAAUGCAUGGACAAUGUACAUUUUAAUGACUUAUUGCAUGGCUCUUUAUCUGACGCGAGCUCUGUAACAAUGCCACAAUCAAUAAGAAAUGACCCUAAGCUAUUCAAAGAUGACGUAGAUAUUCGUUUUAGUCGAACCCUCAAUUCAUGCAAAGUACCACAAAUACGAUACGCAACGCCUGACCGCCUGUUGCAACGAUUAACUGACUUGCGCUUUCUUAGUAUUGAUUUUCUUAACACAUUUUUGUUGACUUAUCGCGUCUUUACCGAUGGAGUUACUGUAUUAGAGGCUUUGAAAAAAGUUUUCUAUGAUGCAGAACCACCAGAUGCACAGAUGCCAGCUGGUUCUCUUGCAUCAUUAGAUGUAUCUGGUUUGAAUACGGAAGAACCUUUACAAUUUUUAGAUAGUAGACGACGAAGCAGCUCAUUUCCACGACGUACAAGUGGUGCUAGUUCAGUAUCAGGGUAUGGCUCAGAAAUAAGCGAUAGUAGAGAAAUAGGAAGCAACAGUGCUAAUGAAUCCAUUACAAGUACUUUUGUAUACAAUACAAAACCACACUGGCGUACUACCUACAAAAAACAAGAAGAUCAGCAAUUAGGAUUAAUAUCCGAAGCACCUACAAAUAUGAAUCAAAAUUCGAAUACUCAGAUGUACAGUUCUCAAUCAGACAAGCAAUUAUCUUCUAGUUCUCAAAAAGUUAAUAGUAAAAUAAGUAAUAAUAAUAAUUCAGCAGACGAUGGCUGUCAUUUAACCAUUCCUAAAGUCAUUGCAGUUUCAUCAAGUGCAGAAACACUUACAGAUAGGACACUAUUUAGUGCACCUUCAUCUCCAAGCAAUCUCAGCUCCAUAACUUUGGUCGGAUCAACUGGAUCUGGCUCUGACUCUGGAUCAGAUAAAAGUCCUCAAGAUGCAAGAGAAAUUAUCUGUUCUCGAAAUAUCUCUAAGGAGAUGAAUUAUACUUCAGUAGCGACUGAGAAUAAAAUAAAAGAUGAAGUUCAAGUGAAAUAUGAAGAGCUCUCUACCUCACCAAAAUUAGAGAAACUCAAUCAUGCACUAGAAAACCAAAUCAAUCGUUUUGUAUUCAGGAAACGAUUGGAGUCUGACAAAGAAGAUUAUAGUUGGACUGAUGAUGAAUCCACGGCGAAUAUGGAAUCUUAUCACUCUACAUUACAUAGAUAUAAUAAUCGCACUUAUCGUCACAAUUCUGAUCACAGGGCAUCUAUAGCUUCUGCGCCGCCAUCUACUGUGAAAAGUGGUUCCAUAUCAACUAAUUACUGGAUAAGUAGACGCUUAAUUCAAGAUUCUGAAAUGACUCCAAGUGGUCAACAUGGUUUAUAUCAGCAUGAUGUACUCCAACCUUCAAGUAAAGCCGGCGUUGUUAUCACUAGCUUUCGUCAAAGUCAUAGAAGUUUUGGAUCUGAAUCGAUUUGGAGUAGUACAUCAACAGCAGCAACAGCUUUUGCCAUUGCUACAUCUGCUUCAAGUAAUCCUCCAGACAGAGUACCUGGUCAAUACGAAGAUAACCAUAAAGGUAUUUAUCGUGAUAAAAAUCGACGAAAAGAAUCAGUUAUAUCAACAGCAGCAACUAUGCGUGUCUUGAAUGUAUUACGACACUGGGUAUCCAAACAUGCGCAAGACUUUGAAUUAGAUUAUAAAUUGAAAAAUUUGACAGUCGAGUUUCUUGAAGAUAUAAUUUACAGCCCAAAUUUGUUACCAGCAGAACAUAAAGCUGCAAGUCAGCUUUUAAGAUUAAUAACAAAAGAGGAAGUUGAUAUUAAUAAAGUUGAAUUAACAAAGCUCUUAACACCAUCUACGAUACCAAGCAAAGAAAGAAUUGAAACAUUAUCAGCUCUCGAAGUAGCUGAGCAAAUGACUUAUUUAGAUCAUCAAAUUUUUAUAUCCAUUGCUAGCGAAGAAUUUUUGGGUCAAGCUUGGAUAAAGUGUGACAAAACUACAAGAGCUCCGCAUAUCACGCUUAUGACUAAAAGAUUCAAUGAAAUAUCGCAACUAGUUGUUUCUGAAAUUGUGCGCAGAUCAAACAUGCAAGCCCGUGUUUCUAUCAUAGAAAAAUGGGCAGCAGUUGCUGAUAUAAGUAAAGUUCUUCAUAAUUAUAAUGGCGUAUUACAGAUCUGCGCUGCUUUUACUAACAGCAGUGUUUAUCGACUCAAAAAAACUUGGGAAAAAGUAUCUAAAACGACUAAACAAACAAUAGAAAGGUUACAAGCUAUUGUUUCAUCAGAACAUAGAUUUAGAAAUUUAAGAGAUGCAUUGCAUCGCUGUGAUCCACCAUGUAUUCCAUACCUUGGUUUAUAUCUGACAGAUCUUUCAUUUAUAGAAGAAGGUACACCUAAUUUUACGGAUGAUGGUCUACUCAACUUUUCUAAAAUGAGAAUGAUUGCACAUGUGAUACGAGAAAUUCGUCAUUUUCAACAGACUCCUUAUAAAAUAGAACAUAAUCCUAGAGUUACAAACUAUCUACUAGACCCUUCCAUUUUACUUGAUGAAGAAGAUCUUUACAGGAUGUCCUUGGAAAUUGAGCCACGGACAUCAAGACUGAGUAGUGCAGCCUUAAUAGGCCUGCCAUCAAAUAUAGGUGCAACUCUGAAAAAAGAUAAUUAAAGAAACGUCCAAGCAAAAUGAGAUAACACUGUAUCAAUUUUUUGUCGAAAAUUUUUGAAAGAUAAACACUGAUUUAAAAAGUGAAUAACUAACUUUUUCUUGUAAAAGUAUUCAAUAUUUUCAAUAAUUGUAAUAGUUGAAUUAGAUGGAUACUGGACGCGAUGUAUUGUUUUAAUAAUUAAUAACUAUAAGCUCGUUAUGAUAUGAAAUUUAUAUUAUAACGGAAAUUGAAAUUUCUGCAAAAUGUUAAUGAUGAAAUAAAAAAUAUAAAAAUGUAA
This is a messenger RNA of Phymastichus coffea, 5281 nucleotides long. Its product is annotated as ras-specific guanine nucleotide-releasing factor 2-like. Gene Ontology annotation, cellular component: plasma membrane. Bases 429 to 5003 code for a protein of 1524 amino acids. The record is from RefSeq and is a predicted model, not a curated record. Lineage: Eukaryota; Metazoa; Arthropoda; Insecta; Hymenoptera; Eulophidae. Gene Ontology annotation, biological process: positive regulation of GTPase activity; Ras protein signal transduction. Gene Ontology annotation, molecular function: guanyl-nucleotide exchange factor activity; protein binding. The transcript is spliced from 27 exons.